Messenger RNA from Cyprinodon variegatus (sheepshead minnow), 974 nucleotides. It is a transcript of the gene clic5a, whose product is annotated as chloride intracellular channel 5. The coding region runs from base 1 to 747 and encodes 248 amino acids. Lineage: Eukaryota; Metazoa; Chordata; Actinopteri; Cyprinodontiformes; Cyprinodontidae. The record is from RefSeq and is a predicted model, not a curated record. The transcript is spliced from 6 exons.
AUGACGGAUACUGUAGUGGAGGAGGACAAGGACCCUGAUAUUGAACUAUUUGUUAAGGCUGGGAGUGAUGGGGAAAGUAUUGGAAACUGUCCUUUCUCCCAACGUCUCUUCAUGAUCCUUUGGUUGAAAGGAGUAGUCUUUAACGUCACUACUGUUGACUUAAAAAGAAAACCAGCCGACCUUCACAACCUUGCCCCUGGAACGCAUCCACCAUUCCUUACCUUCGAGGGAAAUGUUCUAACCGACGUCAACAAGAUAGAGGAGUACCUGGAAGAGAUGCUGGCUCCACCGAAGUAUCCCAGGCUUGCAGCGAAGAACCGUCAAUCCAGCGUUGCAGGAAAUGACAUAUUUGCCAGGUUCUCAGCUUACGUCAAAAAUACACGACCAGAAAACAAUCGCUCGUUAGAGAAGAGUCUGAACAAAGCCUUGGCCAAACUGGAUGACUACUUGAUGCGACCAAUCCCUGACGAGGUUCAAUCUGGACGACAUAGCGGCGAAGGCCCUUCCACCCGCAAAUACCUAGACGGUGAUGAGCUGACCCUUGCCGACUGCAAUCUUCUCCCGAAGCUUCAUGUUGUUAAGGUGGUUGCAAAGAAGUAUAGAAACUAUGACAUCCCCUCUGAGUUUGAAGGGGUUUGGCGUUACCUUGACAACGCCUACAAGAGAGACGAGUUCACCAACACCUGUGCAGCGGAUGUGGAGAUCGAGCUAGCCUACCAGGCUGUGGCCAAGAGACUGGAAAAGUGAACGCAGUGUAGUGAUAGCCGACAAAUCUUGAUUAUACAAAAACAUUUCAUAUGCUCCUUAUAACUAAUUUAACGUUUUUAAAACUGAUUUGUAAAUAUAGAGUCAAAAUGUGUAUUAGCAAGUAGAAUAGAGAAGAAUGUGGGGUCUGAACAACCCUAAAUGUCAAAUGUUAGACAUUUUGUCUUUUUUGGUCUAAUUCAUGCUGUUAUCAACAAAAACUGAAGUUA